CGGCGCUCGAGCAUGUGCUCCAGCCAUUGGCUCACGCCUCCGUCGUCGAUUCGUGCCCCCUUCCUGGCCAUGGACCCUGGCGGCGGGGUACUGCCAUCCAGUGGGGUCCGACGAGAUCCCUAGUGACGAUUGUCCUCUCGAGCAAGUAGAUUGUCGUCGAGGUAUCAUGCGUGAGCGACUGAGGGGUCCGGACAGGUGCCGUGCCGCCUUCGAUGAGUCUCGUGGGCAACCUUCUCGUGCCUGGGCGUAUAUAUCCUUGGCUCGCCGUGUCGUGUCCCUCAGUCUGAUCCCAACUUUCAACUUGAUCGUGUGAACGGCUUUCAACACUGCUCUCCUAACUAGCGCCUUUUCAACAACUCCUCUCUCUCUCCUUGAACAAUGAGAGAGUACCAUGGCUUCUCAUGGUGGUAACAUUUUGUCCUUGGGCUCUGUCCCGACCCUCCUCGGUGGAAUCGUAGCAGCUGCAUUGAGCACACUCUGCCUUUCCUCCGUCUUUGGCGGGAACAAGGACGAAGCCCCCGGCCUGAUCAAAUCUUUUUUCCUCUUCUUUUACUCUUCCUUCCUCAAGCCUCACCAGGGCGACUCCAAGGGCAACCAGCAGGAUGCCCUCGAGAGCUUCUACAAGAAGCAAGCCGGGGCUUACGAUGCCACGCGGAAGGUCCUCCUCCGCGGUCGCGAGGACAUGCUCGCGCUUGUUGCCGCUCAGCUCAAGUCUAAGGCUGAGAACGAGAACAACAAGAAGAACAAGCGGAUCUGGGUUGAUAUUGGCGGCGGCACUGGCUUCAACAUCGAGGCCAUGUCCGAGAACGUCGACGUCCCUACCUACUUCUCAAGCGUCUACCUCGUCGACUUCUCCCCAUCUCUGUGCGAGGUGGCCAAGAAGCGAUUCGAACGACUUGGCUGGAAGAACGUCAAAGUCGUCUGUGAAGACGCUCGCAAGUUCCGCCUCGAGGACCACGAGCAUGGUAUGGGAUCCAACCCGGCCCCUCCCCGGUCCCCGGCUCUGAGCUACUUCAGCAAGCCGCGUCCCGACUUUGGCGGUGCGGAUCUUAUCACCUUGUCGUACAGCUUGUCAAUGAUUCCCGAUUACUACUCAGUUAUCGAUUCAGUGACCUCGCUGCUGGCCCCCCAGGGCAUCAUGGGUGUCGUCGACUUUUACGUCCAGAACAAGGUCGAUUUCGCUUUCCGAAACUACACCGGCGGUCUGGUCGAUCGCCACGUCAACUUCCUCUCUCGAAACUUCUGGCGCUCCUGGUUUGAUCUCGACCGCGUUGGCCUCGAGCCCAGCCGCCGAGAUUACCUCGAGUACAAGUUCGGUACUGUUCUCAACGUCAACACUCGCAACAAGGGACUGGGUGCCAUUCCCUACUACAUUUGGCUUGGAUGCCACAAGAAGCCCUUCUCCUCGUCCAGUCUUCCCAAUGAGAUCGUUGAGCGCAUCGAUGCCCUCGCCACUGAGUCGCCUUACCUGCACCCUGUCAACCAGGGCGAUGCUCUGAACCGGGCUAUCGAGAGAUCCGCUCCCGAGAUCCGCUCCAAGGCCUUCCUCACUGCUGUCCAGAACCUGUCGUCCAACCUCCCUCUGCCGUCCUUCUUCUACCAGAACCAUCACUGGCGCAUCUACUACGACGACCAGCUCAAGAAGCACACCCAAUUCAACGACGAGUACAUCUAUGCCUUUACCUGGGAGGAUACCCGUGUCGACGAGCGCCUUCUGAAGCUAGGCCCUGACGACAAGGUCUUGGCAAUCACUUCGGCCGGUGACAACAUUCUCUCGUACCUCACUCAGAGCCCUGCCCGAGUUCACGCCGUCGAUCUCAACCCCACCCAGAACCACCUCCUCGAGCUAAAGGCCGCCGCCUACACCUCCGGUAUUCCCUAUGAUGACUUCUGGAAGAUCUUCGGCGAGGGAAAACACUCGCAGUUCCGCGACCUGCUCAUCACCAAACUGUCUCCUCAUCUAUCUGGCCGUGCUUUCCAGUACUGGCUCAAGAACAUCCACGUCUUCCAGAACAGCAGCGGUUACGGCCUCUACGACACCGGCGGUUCCCGUCACGCUAUUCGUGUCUUCCGCUGGAUCGCCCGUAUCUUCGGUCUUCGGUCCGCUGUUAAGCAGCUGCUUGAGACUAAGACGCUCAACGAGCAGCGUGAGAUCUGGCGCAACAAAGUCCGCCCCGCCCUGCUGUCUAAGCUUGUCUGCAACCUCGUUGUCGCCCAGGAGAGCUUCCUCUGGGCUGCUUUGGGUGUCCCCAAGAACCAACUGGCCAUGAUUGAGGCUGACCACGCCGAGUCUGACCUGGUCAAGGGUCCCAAGCCCACCGCCAAGAACAACCGCUCGCACGCCAUCUGGCACUACAUGGUCAACACACUCGACCCCGUUGCUGAGGAGACUCACAUCGCCGAGAACAACCCGUACUACUAUGUCUGCCUUGCUGGGAAAUUCUCUCGCAAGUGUCACCCCGACUACCUCAGCCCCCAGGCUCAUGCCAAGCUCUCGCGCCCCAACGCACUCGACGGCCUCCGCAUCCACACUGACGAGCUUGAGGAAGUCAUCGCACGCAUCACGCCCGGAACCCUGACCGUUGCCGUUGUUAUGGACAGCAUGGACUGGUUCGACACUGGCUCCCGCGCAGCCGGUGCCCAGAUCACGAAGCUCAACCGAGCUCUCCAGAUGGGCGGCCGGGUGCUCCUGCGCUCGUCGGCUCUGACCCCGUGGUACAUCAAGGAGUUUGAGAGCCACGGCUUCACUCCUAAGCGCCACGGUGCCCGCCUUGACGGUGCUUGCAUCGACCGGGUCAACAUGUAUGCCUCUUGUUGGAUUUGCACCAAGUCCGAGAACCUGCCCCCGCCUACUCCCGAGAUGGACCGGGUAGGAGGCGCUGAGAUCAGUAGCCUGACUAUCUAGUUGGGGAUUGGUGAAGGGAAUGGUGGAAACUGAACUUGGAAAGUGGAGGAAUACGCUCGUUCUUGAUGCAACAAUGGAGUGGGGAGUAGUUUGGUGACAUGAUGGAAAUGAAUUCAAACAAACAAGUGACGCGAUGCCGAAAUGAAAUAAAUUUGAC
Messenger RNA from Ilyonectria robusta, 3062 nucleotides. RefSeq lists its product as uncharacterized. NCBI's taxonomy places the organism in Eukaryota, Fungi, Ascomycota, Sordariomycetes, Hypocreales, Nectriaceae. The record is from RefSeq and is a predicted model, not a curated record. The coding region runs from base 392 to 2905 and encodes 837 amino acids. The transcript is spliced from 4 exons.